Molecule: messenger RNA, 4121 nt
Organism: Mirounga angustirostris (Northern elephant seal)
Lineage: Eukaryota; Metazoa; Chordata; Mammalia; Carnivora; Phocidae
Gene: SYT9
Product: synaptotagmin 9
Exons: 7
Coding region: 196-1671 (491 amino acids)
Biological process (GO): regulation of dopamine secretion; regulation of calcium ion-dependent exocytosis; cellular response to calcium ion
Cellular component (GO): plasma membrane; dense core granule; exocytic vesicle
Molecular function (GO): SNARE binding; clathrin binding; calcium ion binding
Source: RefSeq, a predicted model, not a curated record
CCGACCGACCGGCAGCCGAAGAGCUGCAUGCAACCGGUGGGAGGCCGGGCCAGCCGGGGCUGGGGCUCGGGCCGUUCUUCGGCGGCUCCCUGACGGCGAGCGCGGACGGCCCGGAGGCGGAGGCUCUGAGCUGGCAGGCGGAGGGUUGUCUCCCGCGCCCGCCUGCCCGGCGCGGUCCGAGGAUGCGGGGGGGCGAUGCCCGGGGCCAGGGACGCGCUCUGUCACCAGGCGCUGCAGCUGCUGGCCGAGCUCUGUGCCCGUGGGGCCCUGGAGCACGACAGCUGCCAGGAUUUCAUCUACCACCUGCGGGACCGCGCCAGACCCCGGCUCCGCGACCCAGAUAUCUCGGUGAGCCUGCUGACCCUCAUGGUCACUGCCUGUGGCCUCGCGCUUUUUGGCGUGUCUCUCUUCGUGUCUUGGAAACUCUGCUGGGUUCCGUGGCGAGAACGAGGCCUGCUGUCUGGUAGCAAAGACAACAAUCGGGAACCUCUUAACUACACGGACACAGAGACCAAUGAGCAGGAGAACAGUGAGGGCUUCCUAGACCCUCCCACCCCCUGCCCUGACUCCUCCAUGAAGAUCAGCCACACCUCCCCUGACAUUCCCCUCUCGACCCAGGCCGGGGGCCAGGAGAACUGUGCCCAUGGCGUCCGUGUGCAGCGCCAAGUCACAGCGCCGAGCUCGUCGGCCCGGCAUAAUUCAAUCCGAAGACAACUCAACCUGUCAAACCCGGACUUCAAUAUCCAGCAGCUUCAAAAACAGGAACAGUUGACUGGAAUUGGUCGAAUUAAACCAGAGUUAUAUAAGCAGCGGUCACUGGAUAAUGAUGAUGGGACAAGGGGUAAUAGCAAAGCCUGUGGGAAACUGAAUUUCAUUUUAAAAUAUGACUGUGACUUAGAGCAGCUCAUAGUGAAGAUUCACAAAGCUGUCAAUUUGCCUGCCAAGGACUUUUCUGGGACUUCAGAUCCUUAUGUCAAGAUCUAUUUGCUUCCUGAUCGGAAAACCAAACACCAGACUAAAGUUCACAGAAAGACCCUGAACCCUGUGUUUGAUGAAGUGUUUUUGUUUCCAGUACCCUACAAUGACCUUGCAGCCCGGAAGCUUCACUUCUCUGUGUAUGACUUUGACAGGUUCUCUCGCCAUGACCUAAUUGGCCAAGUGGUGGUGGAUCACUUCUUAGACUUGGCUGAUUUCCCCAGGGAGUGCAUCCUUUGGAAGGAUAUCGAAUAUGUCACCAACGACAAUGUGGAUCUUGGAGAGUUGAUGUUUUCCCUCUGCUAUCUUCCAACUGCUGGCAGGCUGACCAUUACCAUUAUAAAAGCAAGGAAUUUAAAGGCAAUGGACAUAACAGGAGCAUCAGAUCCCUAUGUAAAAGUGUCGCUGAUGUGUGAUGGCAGACGACUGAAGAAGAGGAAAACAUCCACCAAGAGGAACACUCUGAACCCUGUUUACAACGAAGCCAUAGUCUUUGAUGUCCCUCCCGAGAACAUUGACCAAAUCCACUUGUCCAUAGCUGUCAUGGACUACGACCGUGUAGGUCAUAAUGAGAUCAUCGGCGUGUGUCAAGUAGGCAACGAAGCUGAGAGGCUGGGCAGAGACCACUGGAGUGAAAUGCUGUCGUAUCCUCGGAAGCCCAUUGCACACUGGCAUUCCCUGGUGGAGAAACGAUGACUAUUGGUAAGAGGAUUGUUUUGUGCCAAGGACACAGUGGGACAACCACCUUACAAAGAUCUUAAGUAACUUUUCCCAUACAACAACACCCGGACGACUCCAGUGACCAAAUGCUGAGCUGUAACCACAGCAAUAACUGGCCCUCUUUCUGAAUUAGGUUUGGUGAAUAUGAAUGGUCUGGCCAUCUUUCAGUGGCCUAAGGUGGUGUGCUACGGGGGAAGCACGACUGUCAUGGCCAAGAACCAAGAUCGGACUAUGGAAGAAACCACGUGACGUAGUGAGAAUACUAAGAGUACCCUAGAGCGCUAGGACUCUUUGUGAUUAACGUGAGGCCCUUGGUGAUGGGGUCAUAGCUCCUGCCCUGGCAACGUCAUUCUGACACGAUGUUAUUUGCUUGAAUGCCCUGGAAGGACAGAAUAUUUAAAAGUGUAUCCAGGUGCUAAAUAGGCAGCGGAUCUAAUUCACACUGGACUACCUUUGAGCUGAUAACUGUCUUCAGAAAAUCAUGUUACCCCAGGAAGUGCCCCAGCUUUGCAAGGAAUAGCCCCAGGAGAGUAAGAGGAUACGCAGGCUGUUCCCCUGGAGAAAAUCUGGUGCAAGGAGGGCUGAUUCACAGCAAAUUCACUGCCCCCUCCCAUGCACAUGGCAGAGAGGACCGGUUGAUCAUAACCCUUUCUUGUGCUAAACCCAGAUUCUGAGGAGUCAGAAUCCCAGACAGUAUUUUCUAGAUGGCCAGCAGCCACUUCCUGGCAACUGGUGUUGACAUUAGAAUGAAAGUUACUUGCCAUCUAUGUUAGAGAGGCAUGCGUCUCAGUGGCGUAAGCGUUCUGGAAUACCCUUUUCCAGGCAUAGCUGUCCACUGGGGAACAGCCGCAGGUGUACCAUUGUGUGAGAUAAGUUGACGGAGAGGUAACACAACCCUCCCCCUGAGGAAGGCACCACUUUGGGGUCUUCUCGGCCUGCAUGCUCUCUGGGGUAUUUCCAUAUGCAACAGCCUGGAGGCAUUAGCCGUGGGCAGCCACAGACAGGCUUCCUUUCACUUCCAGACACAUAUAUCACUUUCACAGCACUUGGGGAACGGAGAUACCUACAAGAGUGAAGGUCAAGGGCUCUCCCCAGGUAUCGCAUUCAUUACUCAGCUUCCUCUGUGACCCCAUCAGCCAGCCCACCGCCGGCUCUGCUCCUCAUCCUCAUCGCCUCUGCCUCCAUACAAAGGAAACCAAAGGCCUUAGUGUCCCUUGGGGCGGGGAAAGAGGGGUGGCCGUUACCUAGUGGCCCUCUCUCUCCCAUUAUGAGUGCAAGGUGCCCCAAGCACACAUUGCACCACUUCUCUAAGAUAACGUCCUGGGAAGCUCAUUGUCUUCAUUUGAAUUAACAUUUCACUGUGGGACUGCGUGGGUGGAAGCAGGAUCAUUGCAUGUCUUCAGAAAGUUCUUACUGCCGCAGCUGCCUGGUGUAAGACACUCGACCCUGAUCUCACAUCUGAAAAGGAAAGAGGCCUUCGGUUGUGUGAGGCAGUGUUACUACACUCCAGCUUCCCGCGUUCCCCAGCCUGCCUAGUCCAUUUCCAUCUCUGAUUGGCUUUCAACCACCAGGAUCCAAAGAGAACCCAAGGUUCUGCCAACGUCCGAUGAUGUGAGAAGAAUUUGACUUUCCUUGCCCAAAGUUCCACCCUGCCUGUUCCUCCCCAGUCAGACAUCCUCCACCGUACCAGUGUUUCGAACCAAAGCGUGAAGGACAUGUGCCAGCAGGAUAGCCAGCAGAAAUACUGUCUCUAGAGCCAGGCAGAUGAGCCCAGAAGAAUGGUCCCAGAGAAACCGGACUGGCCCCCAUAGGUAUCAGGCAGCCAUUCCAAUAAACUUGGCCCUGAGAGCCUGGGUAGGAGAUCCUGGGGCAGCUGUGCCUACUGUUGCCCCCACCCCCGCCCAACCCCCCAAAGAUCUUCCUGCCCAGAGAGCUAGCAGCCCUGGGUACUACUGAGUCUGUUACUGGCGGGUUUGUACGAAACGGAAGGUGGCUUUACAGGGGCCAGCAGGCAAAGAAGCCUGUCUGCGUGGCAGGCAGGUGGCUUUGUGUCUAGAAAGCUUUGCCCAGCCAGUCCAGCUGUGGCCAGAAGCUGCUUUUGAAUUUGAACUCCCUGAGCCCAUCUGCAACUCUGUCUCUGUUCUCUUGCAUUCUGUUUGGUUUCCCUUUAGUUUCCUAGUAAAUGUUCCUUUUGAAAAAUUCCAACCUUGUCUCAUUGAACUUGGGGGGGAGGGGGUUCUCCAACAUCUUUCCCAGAAUGGAGAAGGAAAUUAACAUGCCUUGAAAAAAUGGAAAUGGCAGUGAGAGGGUCAGAUCUUAGGAAAAGUUACCUUGGGGAGAGCUGGUGUCAAGAGAUGGGAGAGGCCAAGUGUCUCCCCCACCCACCUGGCACGGAUUCUCAGCCCCUUCCUCUCGCUGCCUUUGUC